UUAGGAUAUCAAUGCAAGCCUGAAUAAGAAUUUCUCCUUCCUAAGCCAUGGCAUAUCAGUUGUACAGAAAUACCACUUUGGGAAACAGUCUUCAGGAGAGCCUCGAUGAGCUUAUACAGUCUCAACAGAUUACCCCCCAGCUUGCCCUUCAAGUUCUACUUCAGUUUGAUAAGGCUAUAAAUUCAGCAUUGGCACAGAGAGUCAGGAACAGAGUCAAUUUCAGGGGCUCUCUAAAUACAUACAGAUUCUGCGAUAAUGUGUGGACCUUUGUAUUGAAUGAUGUUGAAUUCAGAGAGGUGACAGAACUUAUUAAAGUGGAUAAAGUGAAAAUCGUAGCCUGUGAUGGUAAAAAUACUGGCUCCAAUACUACGGAAUGAACAACAAAAAAAAAAAUGGCUUUUUAAUGCCAUCCUGUUAUUGUUCACCGCUUUUUGAAGAGAAGCAUAGAAGAGACUUUCUUUUAAUUUAUUCUAGCAUUGCAGAAAUGACUACACUGUGCUGUACUAUCAGAGAAUUCCAGUAGAAAGAAGCUUAAUAACUCUGUACCCUCUUACAUUACCUUUAUUAUACAGCAUGAAGAAACAACUUUUUUUAAUGACAAAUCAAACACUGUUGCCUUCCUAAGACCAUUCGUUAAUAAAUUCAUUUUAAAACUCAA
Hippopotamus amphibius kiboko is the source of this 658-nucleotide messenger RNA. It is a transcript of the gene GTF2A2, whose product is annotated as general transcription factor IIA subunit 2. Gene Ontology annotation, molecular function: TBP-class protein binding; RNA polymerase II general transcription initiation factor activity. The coding region runs from base 48 to 377 and encodes 109 amino acids. Gene Ontology annotation, biological process: RNA polymerase II preinitiation complex assembly; transcription initiation at RNA polymerase II promoter. NCBI's taxonomy places the organism in Eukaryota, Metazoa, Chordata, Mammalia, Artiodactyla, Hippopotamidae. The record is from RefSeq and is a predicted model, not a curated record. Gene Ontology annotation, cellular component: transcription factor TFIIA complex. The transcript is spliced from 4 exons.